Molecule: messenger RNA, 1152 nt
Organism: Phytomonas sp. EM1
Lineage: Eukaryota; Euglenozoa; Kinetoplastea; Trypanosomatida; Trypanosomatidae
Source: the annotation of a GenBank genome assembly
AUGAGUUAUUAUGUUGUGGAGCGUCUAUUAGAUCGACGCGUCCGUGACGAAGAUGGAACAAUAGAGUACAAAGUUCAUUGGAAAGGCUAUGACGAUGAACGAGAAACGUGGGAGCCGCGCUCAAAUUUGCUUGAAAACUGCACUGAGGCAAUGCAAGAUAUUGACCAAAAGAAAAUAGAGGACACAGAAAAAUGCAUUGAGACAUGGCGCUGUGAAACCGGUUUAGCAGGGGACCUCGAUGCUCUGGUCAAGAAUCGCGGGGGGUCUAAAUCUCGCAAACGCAGUCGGUUCGUUGAAACACGCACGUGCCCAAAAGACGACGUUGAGACGCUUUCUUGCGUGUUGUUGAGGUACAAAGGUGAUGAGUCAUCCGCAUCGGCAUACCAGGGCGGCAGUCUUGAUAUGCCUAUGGCAACAGUUGCCACUGGCGCAGACUCAUCCAUUGUUCUUCUUGGUGAGCUUAUCAUGACCGAACAAACCGCGUCACUGCUGUAUACCCGAAAGUACACUAGGAACUUGGCCACCCCCCGCCGUCGCCGCCGAAUGGAAGCCCUAAAAUAUUGUGCCCCAGCUCAACAUCUCGAGCGAGUAUGGAGAGAAAAGCUUGCUGUGAGCCUUAUGCAUAGCUGUAUGGGGUGCGAUGCUAUCACUCCGGUGAAAGACAACUUUACCGUCUCAAAAUCUUCCGAUACCACGCAGAAAGAGCGUGUUAUGGCAGGGGACUUGGAAAUAUUAGGCAUAGCGCCUCCAGAGACCACGAUCAGUGGCUACAUAUACGCCAAGCCGGCAACUUUCAUACCCUGGAUUGGCGAAGAGGAGGCUGAGAGACUGCGACGUGAGAGCGUUGCAGGUUAUCCGGCAUUAAUAGCCACUUCUCAGGAUUUGCUGAGGCCCCAUAACGAAGGCGCAGUGGUGCGUUAUGCCAUCACAGAGAAAGUGCCAGAACUGGCGCUUGAAAGAAUUAGCUCUGAAGAAGAAAGUAACGAUUUCAGCGGGACUAGAACCCAUGGGGGUAAUGAGGAUAAAACGGAGACACAGAGGAUUCCACUUCGUGUGAUAUCAUCAAUGCCGUUGUCUGUAUUCCGCAUUGUUUUUCCACAGCUGCUCAUUGAUUAUUUACUUGAGCACUCUGUUGUCCUGCAAGCCGCUUGA